Raphanus sativus (radish) is the source of this 579-nucleotide messenger RNA. RefSeq lists its product as uncharacterized. The transcript has a single exon. Lineage: Eukaryota; Viridiplantae; Streptophyta; Magnoliopsida; Brassicales; Brassicaceae. Bases 74 to 352 code for a protein of 92 amino acids. The record is from RefSeq and is a predicted model, not a curated record.
CUCCUCCUUCAAGAAACACAUUGCUCUCUCCAAAUACCAAAACUGAUAUAUUUACUAAAGAACAAGGAAAGAGAUGCUGAAGAUGUUAUCUGUAUUAAGGCGAAACCUCCAAAGUCUUCGGAAAAGCCCGCGUGUUGCUGACGAAAACGCGUUCCCUUCAACCACCGUUAACGGAGGAGAAGGGAGAGAAAACGGCGCGAUGAUGAAGUUUCCGUUAUCGAUCAUGUCAUGCUUCGCAGUUCCACGUGGUAGCAGGACUGAUGGUGUGUGGGUGUCGGGAGAUUACGGAAGGGUCUCGGAGGUUAACCAUCUCAUGGUUUGUGAUGGCAUGAGAUACGCUCUCUUAAUGUAAUUAUCCACUUUUGUCUCUAUACUCUAGCUAGUAGCCUAGUAAUACACCGAUCUUCAUCAAUACCCAUUUGGUUUGCUUCUUCUUUUGUUGAUUAAUGGGUUUAGUAGUUAGUGAAUCUAGCGAGAGAUAUACAGUGAGUUUUCGCCCCCUUUUUUCUUUUCUUGUUGCGUCCAUGAGGCGUUUGUUAAUCCAGAAGAUUUCAUAGGAGUAUUUCACUUUUAUGUCUA